This is a messenger RNA of Homalodisca vitripennis (glassy-winged sharpshooter), 760 nucleotides long. RefSeq names its product WD repeat, SAM and U-box domain-containing protein 1-like. The record is from RefSeq and is a predicted model, not a curated record. Gene Ontology annotation, biological process: protein ubiquitination. The annotation marks the transcript as partial. Gene Ontology annotation, molecular function: protein binding; ubiquitin-protein transferase activity. The transcript is spliced from 7 exons. NCBI's taxonomy places the organism in Eukaryota, Metazoa, Arthropoda, Insecta, Hemiptera, Cicadellidae.
AUGACGGAAAGGCCUACCUCUGGUCUAUCAAACUCUCAAUCCAUCUCCCACGCUUACCCUGGUCACAUAGAGUCAGUCAACUGCGUGGCUUUCACACCAGACCAGGAGUAUCUGGCGACCGGGUGUGCCGCUGGUCAACUCAAGGUCUGGAAGUCCAAUCCUGCUUGCUCUCUGUGCCAGCUGCUUUUGGAGAAUGUCCAUGACCUUGGGGUUAUCUCCUGUGACUUCUCUCACAACUUCAUCAAGGACAAAGCAUCUUCUGCCCGAGGAUACCGCCUAGCCACCGGUGGCAAUGACUGCAUUGUCAGAGUCUUUAAGAUGUGGCCGAUCGAUGAUCUGGUGAUGAAGUUCGAGGAGAUGUUCUUCAUGCGAGGCCACGGAGGCAGUAUAACUCAAGUCCGCUUCUCCAGCAAAUCCUCUGAUGUUUCUGGCCUCCACUGCCAUCGACCGCACCACCAGGAUUUGGAAUAUGGUGAGGGUUAUAUGCAACCCUUCCUUGCUACAGGUUCUUUGGAUUCUUCAGUCAUCAUAUGGGAAGUUCCUAAAGUAAUAUCGCUGCAAAACAAACAUGAGUCUGAUGCUAAUGGAAAAUAUGCUGUUAACCCUGAUGAAGCUUUGGAUUCUUUUGAAGCACUGACUCUAGAAGAUGUCCAGCUGGAUGAUCUUGUCACUGCUUUCAAGAUGAGUUCCGCUGAUGUUCCGAAUCACAUGAUCUGUCCAAUCACACAGCAAGUCAUGAUAGAUCCUGUUAUAUGUGAAG